Molecule: messenger RNA, 1431 nt
Organism: Quercus robur (English oak)
Lineage: Eukaryota; Viridiplantae; Streptophyta; Magnoliopsida; Fagales; Fagaceae
Product: glyoxylate/hydroxypyruvate reductase HPR3-like
Exons: 2
Coding region: 104-1105 (333 amino acids)
Cellular component (GO): cytosol
Molecular function (GO): hydroxypyruvate reductase [NAD(P)H] activity; NAD binding; glyoxylate reductase (NADPH) activity
Source: RefSeq, a predicted model, not a curated record
AUUAGGAUAAUUUUGGUGCCACAACUCGCGUGGACGAGUUGUGGUUGGUGGAACUUACUCUCAUCUUCCUUCAAUUCCAGAUCUUAGAAUUCCCAAAAUAGCAAUGGCAACUCCUAAUCAUCUGGGAAAUCAUGACCACCGGUCAAAAGAGCUCUCACAAGUCCUAGUCCUUGAACCACCGCCAAUCAUGAAAUUAUAUGGAGACCAGUUCUUGAAUGACUUCCAAUUGUUGAAAGCAUGGGAGUCACCACUUCCUCUAGACCAAUUCUUGAGCAUCCAUGCACAAUCAGUCAAAGCCCUCCUCACUCCUGGCCGCUAUCCGCUCACCAGAAAUAUCCUCCAGCUGAUCCCCUCACUGCAGCUUGUGGUAACCACCAGUGCUGGCCUUAAUCACAUCGACUUGCCGGAGUUCCAGAGGCGGGGCAUCGCUAUAGCCAGUGCUGGGGAUGUGUACUCCGAAGAUGUAGCUGAUAUGGCAGUAGGAUUAUUGAUUGAUGUGUUGAGGAAGAUAUCAGCUGCUGACCGCUAUGUGAGGAAGGGACUUUGGGAUACAAAAGCAGAGUUUCCUCUUGGCUCUAAGUUGUGCAGCAAGCGAGUUGGGAUAGUUGGUUUAGGAAGCAUUGGCCAAGAAGUUGCAAAAAGGCUCCAGGCCUUUGGUUGCAGAAUCAUGUACACAUCAAGGAACAAGAAGCCAUUUGUUUCAUACCCUUAUUACUCCAAUGUUCUUGAACUCGCAGCUGAUAGCGAUGUGCUAAUUAUAUGUUGUGGUUUAACCGAGCAAACACGCCACAUGAUUAAUAAGGAUGUCAUGUUAGCAUUGGGAAAGGAAGGAGUCAUCAUUAAUAUAGGACGCGGGCCUAUAAUAGAUGAGAAGGAGUUAGUGCAGUGCUUGGUGCAACGAGAGCUGGCAGGAGCUGGGUUGGAUGUGUUUGAGAAUGAGCCUCAUGUUCCAAGAGAGCUUAUAACCAUGGAUAAUGUUGUGUUAUCACCACAUAGGGCUGUCCGUACGCCAGAAACAUUAGCAGCAAUGUGUGAACAUGUGAAAGGGAAUUUGGAAGCUUUCUUCUCGAAUAAACCGUUACUUUCUCCAGUCAUGAAUAUAUGAACAUGCAUGUCAUCCUGCUUCUUUGGAAUUUUGAUUCUCUUCAACAGCAAAAUUGAUUCUCUAAAUUGGUAUGAAUCUUAUCUUAUCUUAUAAUGGUAUAAUACGGUUCUUUCAAUAUAUAUGUAUAUGGAUGAAAGGAGUUAAAUUCCUUGUUGAGGUACAUGCUGAUGCAGUUUAAUUUGGAAUUGGGCAAAAUAUUUGGAAAAAAUUAGGUAAGUAUUUAUAAGCAUAUUUACAGACUUUAAAAAUAAGUCAACUAUUAAUUUCUUAUCUGUAUAUUUUGAUUUCAAAUUUCAUAGCAAUUAAGUUUUUGAUUUUAUGUUCAA